Messenger RNA from Oncorhynchus tshawytscha (Chinook salmon), 4023 nucleotides. RefSeq names its product reticulon-4 receptor-like 1. The record is from RefSeq and is a predicted model, not a curated record. The transcript is spliced from 6 exons. Gene Ontology annotation, cellular component: plasma membrane. NCBI's taxonomy places the organism in Eukaryota, Metazoa, Chordata, Actinopteri, Salmoniformes, Salmonidae. Gene Ontology annotation, molecular function: protein binding. The coding region runs from base 726 to 2144 and encodes 472 amino acids.
GCGCACGCUCCACGGUCUGUUCUCGUCAUCCGUCAGAUCAACUCCUCGAGAGAAGGGAGAUUGAAAGGGCUGCCGCGAGCCAGCCAGUAACGGAGACCGGAGAAGGCACUGACCCAUUCCGCUUUCCUGCCUUGUCCAAUAACAAGUGAUUUUUGGGGAAUGGAUAUAUUGUUUUGUCAAUUUCGAGAGCUAAAAGCUCGGAAUGGCAAAGGUAAACGGUCUUCCAUAACGGAUAUUCAUCUAUUUGUGCCACAUAACAUUCAGACGACAGCGAGAAAGUUAUAGCUUUCUCUUUUCAACCGAAUUGCUUGAAUAAAGACUAGGCUACAGUGGGCUAGAAUUAAAAAGCUCAGGUGUCCAUAAAGAGCCGAGUUUACAGCGUGCGACACCGGCAAAACAGAAGCGCCUGCAGUGUGUUUAUGGAUAGAUAGGGCAUCUUGAAUAGAUUCUUCCAGAUGAUUUAACUUCGUCUACAUCGGAAUAUCUGCGGGUGUGUUUUCAACUCUGCCUGUCAACACUGUUCAUUUCAGACCAGAGGAAAUGUAACAGUGAUUCGCGAGGGACGACGAAAUCACCAACGAUCAAAGGAUUCAUCCAAAACGGUUCAAAAAUCAAACUGGCAGUUUUAUUGCGGAGUACCAGACGAGAAACCUACAUUCUCCCGGAGACGUCCAAGCAGGAUGGAACUCAAACUGGGAUACUAGACCGGUAGAACAAUCGCCGUCAUGUUUGGAAGAGGUUGUGGUGGUGUAGGUGUCCUCCUUGUCCUAUGUGGGUGGUUGGAGCUCUCCUCUCCCUGUCCCAGAGACUGUAUCUGCUACACCUCUCCCAGCACUGUGUCCUGUCAGGCCCAUAACUUUCUGUCUGUCCCAGAGGAGAUCCCAGCCCAGAGCGAGAGGGUCUUCCUGCAGAACAACAAGAUCCAGCGUCUCCUGCGAGGCCACUUCAGCCCCACCACGGCCAUGCUGUGGCUUUACUCCAACAACAUCUCCUAUAUCCAGGCCUCCACCUUUCACGGCUUUGCCCGCCUGGAGGAGCUGGACCUGGGGGACAACCGUCACCUGAGGGCCCUGGCUUCAGAUACCUUCCAGGGGCUAGGCCGGUUACACGCCCUGCACCUCUACCACUGUGGUCUUCUCAGCCUGCCAUCUGGGAUAUUCGAGGGGCUCAGCAGCCUGCAGUACCUCUAUCUACAGGACAACCAGUUGGAGUUCCUGGAGGAUGAUCUGUUUGUUGACCUGCUGAACCUCAGCCACCUCUUCCUCCAUGGCAACAGGCUAUGGUCUCUCCACCAGAACACCUUCAGGGGUCUGGGGGUGCUGGACCGUCUCUUGCUGCACCAGAACCGUCUGCAGUGGGUCCACCGUCUGGCCUUCCACGACCUGCAUCGCCUCACCACCCUCUACCUGUUCAACAACUCUCUGACUGAGCUGUCUGGGGCCUGCCUGGCUCUGUUGCCUGCUCUAGAGUACCUCAGACUCAACGACAACCUUUGGGAGUGUGACUGCAAGGCCCUGCCGCUGUGGGAUUGGCUGCGAAGGUUCCGGGGCUCCACGUCGUCUCUGGGUUGCGUCUCUCCUCCAGAGCUUCAGGGCCGGGACCUGAAGGAGCUGAGGAAAGACGAACUACCCAGCUGUUCAGCAGGAGAAGAAACCCAGGGAAGAGGUGUCAUAGGCGGGGAGGCCGAGCUGGGGGAGUCCCUGAAGAAAGAGGAGGACCAUCGACUCCAUCACAGGAACCACAGGCACCGCCAUAACCACCACCAGCACCCACACCUCCCACACGGGGAUCAGCACAACGGGGACCUGUCCCCCUCGCCCCUACCCCUGCCCAGGCCGCCCAAGGGGAGCCGCAGGAACUGUACCCGCAACAGGGGGCGUAAGGGAAAGGGAGGGGUUCAGGGGGGCUUGAAUGAGGUGCAGACACUGAGAGAGGGGGAGGAGAAGGACAACGCCCCUGGAGGGGGUAAACAUGACCCGUCUGCCCCCACUCGCAGGAGGAACAAGUGUGUCCCUAGGACUUCAGUUGGACCGCCCAGCGGGGUCAAGAGAGCCAAUAGUAAUGCAGCGUCCCACUCCGCUGGGACUUUUGUCUGUGUCCUAUUGGCUGGGCUGCUGUCACUCACUGCUGUGAUCCUCCUCUGAGACUGAAAGGAGGGUGUUUUAUAUCAACCCCUACAAUACAGUACACACUCCUCUGAAUGUCAGACCCACUCUGGCUCCUGCACUGAGGUGCGUGUGUGUGUGUGUGUGUGUGUGUGUGUGUGUGUGUGUGUGUGUGUGUGUGUGUGUGUGUGUGUGUGUGUGUGUGUGUGUGUGUGUGUGUUUAAAUGUACUCUGUGUACCUGUAACAUAUGGCAGGGAAGUUCUUUGGGAGUCAUAACUGAAACGUAACAGGUUAUCUGUCACUAUGAUGUCAUAAGGGGGAGUAACAGUCUGUCACAUCCAGAGUUCUGAUUGUGUGGUUGAUCAAAUGAACUGAUGAUUUAAGAAAACACCUACUGCUACAGCCAUAUCACCUGAAAGGAUACCUCAGCACAGACAUAUGAUAAGAUGACCCUGACACAGGUUGUUGCCAAACUGUAAAAACAUCCUUAAAAACACAAAUCCACUGGCUUCUGUAAUCCUGUGUUUGUAACCCAUGUAAGUACAGUGUGGUUUGUGUGAACAGUCUCCAUGUCUGUCUUCCCACUUUAAAACAAGCCAGAAAGAGGAGAGUGAGAAUGAUGGAAGGAGUAUAUGGAACCCUAGCUGUCCAAUGAAGGGUUGAGAGAGUGGAAAAACUUCUGCUUUAGAUGCAGUCCUCACUCUGGAGAUUUCUGAACUAAAUGAUGGACCUGAAAGACUGAAAAUGAAACACUCUGAUUCUACUGAACUGCUGCUAUGUCUGAGGAGAGAGAGCUUUGGAACUCCCCUUGUCAUUCUGGAACCUUCAAUGUUCUGAAACCUUCAUGGUUCUGGAACCUUUUUCAAUGUUCUGAAACCUUCAUGGUUCUGGAGUCUUCUUCAGGAUUUGGAACACACAAAAACAUGUAAUGGAGAGGUGAUACAGGGACAGAGGUGACUUGAGGACUGGAGAGGUAAUAACACCUUCCCAGCCGAGCACAGUCCUACACUCGGGGCUCCAUUCAAUCCGUCCAGCUGAAAUUCAGCGCUAUAUUUCGAUUUAAGUUUAAAGGCAAUGUUAAUGCAUUUAUGGAGACUGCAUUCAUGGUAAACACUGCAUAUGUUGUCUCAAUCAGAAAUGUCUUUACAUUUCAAGCGUGCUAUAGCGCUGAACUUCAGCGAUACAGAUUGAAUUGAGACAUCACCUACAGUACCUAGCUGUCCCCACACUGACUGACCUCCCCUGUAGUAGUGUACCACAACCCUGGUCCUGGGAGAUACAACCCUUGUCCUGGAGAGCUACAACCCUGGUCCUGGGGAGAUACAACCCUGGUCCUGGGGAGAUACAACCCUGGUCCUGGAGAGCUACAACCCUGAUCCUGGGGAGAUACAACCCUGGUCCUGGGGAGAUACAACCCUGAUCCUGGGGAGAUACAACUCUGGUCCUGGGGAGAUACAACCCUGGUCCAGGGAGAUACAACUCUGGUCCUGGGGAGAUACAACCCUGAUCCUGGGGAGAUACAACCCUGGUCCUGGGGAGAUACAACCCUGGUCCUGGGGAGAUACAACCCUGGUCCUGGGGAGAUACAAAUGGUAUAGGUCUUUGUUCUAGCCCAGCACAAACAAACCUAAUUAAACUAAUCCUGUAUUUCUCAAUCUAUUCCUGAGGGACUAACAGGGAGUGCCUGGAAUGAAACUGUACACCCCCUGCUGAGAGUCUGAGACUUGGGUUGGUGGCGGCUGCAGGAGAUAUAUUUGUACAGCUGUGAAACCUUGAGAUGAUGCUGUAAAAUGUGUCCUUUCGUUCAAGUGAGGUUGAAUUUUGUAACCACAUAGAAACUGGCACAGUCAUGUCUGUCUGUCUGUCUGUCUGUCUGUCUGUCUGUCUGUCUGUCUGUCUGUCUGUCUGUCUGUCUGU